UGGCCCCCCGUAGGAUGCAACACCAGUUUCUGGUCAAGAAGCUCCCCGUCAGUGCUGGUCUCUUGCGAGCAUCUCACUCUCAACACCAUCAACUUUUAUUUUUUUUUCGGAGUAAUUUUCAAAACCAGAGAACACGAUGCUGCUAAAUCCUAGCUUGCCUCCUGCGUACAACUCUACCUUUGAAGGUCCGUAUGCUGCAGCAAGGACUGGAUUUGCCUCCGAGUCUCUGGCCGGAGUCGACCUGCCACCAGAACUGGUUGGAUUGGUUGACCAGCACUGGCUGAACUUCCCUCCAGCUUCUUCUUCCGACCACACCAUCCUCGGAAUCGUAUACGCCUUUAUCUUCAUCGCAGGCGUUUUUGGAAACGGAUGCGUUCUCUGGAUCUUCUGCACUACAAAGUCUCUGCGAACCUCUUCUAACCUGUUCGUGGCCAACCUGGCCGUGCUCGACUUGGUCAUGAUGGCGCAGCUACCUAUUUUUGUGGCCAAUUCCCUUUACCAGGGGCAGGUCAUGGGCAAGGUGGGCUGCCAACUUUUUGGAGCGCUUGGAGGAAUCGCUGGGUCAGGCGCCGCGGUCAACAACGUGGCCAUAGCGUACGACAGAUACAGGAGUAUCGCGUUCCCUCUUGACGGUCGCAUGUCAAUGAAAACCGCAUCUAUCUUUGUUCUGUUCAUCUGGAUAUGGACGAUGCCCUUCAACCUUUUGCCCACUUUUGAGAUCUGGAACCGAUUCACCCCUGAAGGCUAUCUGACCACCUGCUCUUUUGACUAUCUGACCAACUCGCAGGACGUCCGGGUGUUUGUCAUGUGCAUCUUUGUCUACUGCUACGUGAUCCCCGUUUCCCUGCUUGUACUGUUCUACUCCAAGAUCUUGGGACACGUCAAGGAGCACCAGAAGGCCAUGGCCGAGCAGGCAAAGAAGAUGGGAGUUAAGUCUUUGGCCCAAGGCGGACAGGACGACAAGGCUGCUGAAAUCAGGAUUGCCAAAAUUGCGUGCGGAAUCUUCUUCCUGUUCCUCAGCGCCUGGACCCCGUACGCAACCGUGGCACUGAUGGGCGCCUUCCACCCCAACAGGGCUAUUCUGACCCCUUUCGCUUCCAUGGUGCCGGCCGUUUUCGCCAAGACAAUCGCCUGCGUUGACCCUUGGGUCUACGCCAUCAGCCACCCUAAGUUCAGGGAGCAGAUGCACAAGCGUCUGCCCUGGUUGAUAUCGCAGGACAAGAGCAAGGGUUCGGACACGACCAGCCUAGCCUCCAACGUCACAACCGCUGCUGAGGAAAAGGCUUAGAUUCCAGUUGUAUUAUCUCCGCCAAAAUGAAUGGAAGCCCAAAAUGACGACUGCUAUUACAAUGGACACCGAGAAGAAAGAAAGUCUUACCGCUACCUGAAUCACUGUAGACAACCAGAAGUCCAAAUUUGCAUUUUAUUAGAUUAUGUGUAAUAAUAACCUCGCAUUUCAUCCAAAUAUAUGAAUACUCUAGCGAAAUUCCUAUCAAGCAAAAAUCUCCGUAUCUUA
Messenger RNA from Neocloeon triangulifer, 1516 nucleotides. RefSeq names its product opsin, blue-sensitive-like. Gene Ontology annotation, molecular function: G protein-coupled receptor activity. Gene Ontology annotation, cellular component: membrane. The transcript is spliced from 7 exons. The record is from RefSeq and is a predicted model, not a curated record. Gene Ontology annotation, biological process: visual perception; G protein-coupled receptor signaling pathway. Bases 137 to 1288 code for a protein of 383 amino acids. NCBI's taxonomy places the organism in Eukaryota, Metazoa, Arthropoda, Insecta, Ephemeroptera, Baetidae.